Molecule: messenger RNA, 558 nt
Organism: Mercenaria mercenaria
Lineage: Eukaryota; Metazoa; Mollusca; Bivalvia; Venerida; Veneridae
Product: plasma kallikrein-like
Exons: 5
Coding region: 1-558 (185 amino acids)
Biological process (GO): proteolysis
Molecular function (GO): serine-type endopeptidase activity
Source: RefSeq, a predicted model, not a curated record
AUGCAUCUCGCAUCACCACUGAAAUUUUCACCCGGAGUACAGCCUGUACGCCUGUCCGGUACAUUCUUUGUAGUUUUUCGUGACACACUUUUGUUGAAUUACACCAAAGACUAUUUUAGUAAAGUUAUAAAAAAUAUUGAGAAGAGUAUAGAAAAUAGCAAAUUUGACGAGGAAGCCCUGACCAACACACAGUGCUACUUGUCAGGAUGGGGAAGGAUGAUGGGUAAAGGUUCGAAUUCUUAUGAACUUCCAAAAGACCUGCAAGAAAUUAACGCACACAUUAUCACAAAUGACGACUGUCGCAAAAAAGAGGUGGACGUCGAAAUAACGAAACGUCAUGUUUGCGCAACAUAUAAUGGUUUUUCAAGCUCUUGUUCGGGUGAUAGCGGCGGACCAAUGGGUUGUUAUGACAAUGACGGAAACUUUAGGCUGAUUGGCGUUGAUUCUUUUGGUCGUCAGCCAUGCGGAAUAACUACUGGUGCUGUCACAGGAUACAUGCGAAUUUCACAGUACCGGCGCUGGAUUUCUAAAAAUGCUCUCGGACAAGUGUCCACAUAA